UCACAUGUCAAUAGACAUUAUAUUAUUUAUAUAACUUUUAUACCUAUAUAAAUUUAUUCACCAAAUAAGAAUUGUAAUAUAAAAAUGGCUAGGAACAAGGAAAAGAAAGAUGCUAAUUCUUCCAAAGGAGUUUGCACCGACGCGACUGAAAUGACUCCAGAUAGCGAUAUGACGACUUCUGAAUCUGAUGAAGUUUGGAAAACGCCGAGUAAAUUAAAAGAGGAGGUUCAAACAAUUAUUGAUAUCAUGGGCCCGACGAUGUCGCCGAAAUUCAAUUACAAUACUAGUAGCGAGGCAGAUAACGAAGAGUCGGUUUUUAGCAAUUCCAAAUUUUCAACUGUACAAUUUAAGGCGCGAUGCGAUUGUAAUGAUGAUUCGGAAAAGACAGAUGCCCCAGAUAUACUUUCGAAAGCAGACGAUACAUUUUAUAAUACUACAUCUAAUUCGGCAACGGUUGAUGAAAAUACAGAUCCAAAAAUUAGUUUUCAAUGCGAAGAAAGCUUUUCGCCUAGUACGCAGUAUAUUUGUCCGCCUCCUUUGGUUCCAGCUAAUUUUGGCUUUAACUCUGAAUGUUUGUGCCCGCAAAUGGCAAGUAUGCUGCACAAUGGUGGCGUUAUGAUGGGUUCACCAUUUACAUAUGAGCAAGAUAGAAAUUUAGAAAAUCCUAAAUAUGUACAAUGCGCUGCAAGAAAAAAAACCAAGAGUGGAAUUAUAAAUUGGCUAAGAAAUAAAGUUCCGUCGACACAUAAAUAUCAGGAACCAUGCGAUGAUAAUUCUUGUGAAUAUUAUAAGAUGAAUAUGAAAAGAAAUAGGGGAGAUGACAAUAGUUUACCAAGGCGCGUCAUUUUUGACCUGGUCGAAGGCAUCCCUCCAAAAGAAGACCCAUCUCACCUUCAGAAUUGUUUCGAAAAUUGCAGCCCAUCGAAAGAAAAGAAAAAUAAUGCCAACGAAAAAAUUCAAGAACAAAACGAUCCAGUUUAUUAUAAUGAGUGCGGCAACGCGUGUCAUGAGAAUGAUUUAUUUUUAUCUCAGACGGAUUGUCCUAAAGUGAAGAAAACCUUUGAGAGAGCCACUUUCUGCGAUAUAGAUGGCAAAACUAGGGUAGACGUAUACUAUUUCGAUCACGGUUGUUUUUCCCAUUAUCGAACAACUGAUGCACCACCAAUGAUUCACAGCGAAGAGUUGGCAUUUAAAACUGAAAGAUACACUACGAUAUUUUGGGCAGAAAUCUUUGGUGCAAUCCAUAUCGGAUUUUCUUUUGUCACGUCAUUUUUGCUGCAAUUCUUUAGGUUUAUACUAUACAGUAUAUUUCGUCCUUUAACUAUUGGACUGGUUCAGCUGGCUUCGGAUUAUUUUUUCAAACCUCUUCUUGCAACUUUAUUCAACGGAAUCUUUCAACCAAUUUUAAUAUUUGUCUUUAAUAUUGCCGCAUCUCUUCGGGAUUUGUGCAGCCCAAUAGCAGAAGCCGUGGGAUUCUUCCUGCAGGAAUGUGCGGGCGUCUUAAAAGCCAUUAGGCUCGUGGAAAUCAACAAAGAAAAUAGUAAAGAUUGCUCUGACGUUAAAAGUGACAAUAAAAGACCUUGUAAGAAAAGUAAGCCUGUAUGUUAAGAUAAAAAUCUAACUCUAAUUAUAAGUAUAUAUUAUAUAAAUAUAACAAU
Messenger RNA from Sitophilus oryzae (rice weevil), 1658 nucleotides. RefSeq lists its product as uncharacterized. The transcript is spliced from 7 exons. The record is from RefSeq and is a predicted model, not a curated record. The coding region runs from base 85 to 1608 and encodes 507 amino acids. NCBI's taxonomy places the organism in Eukaryota, Metazoa, Arthropoda, Insecta, Coleoptera, Curculionidae.